AUGACUAUAAAAAUAAUGCUACAAUGGAUGGUAAUGUUAGUUGUUCUAACCACUCAAGUACAAGCUUCACAAACAGACUGUCCAGAAUCUUGUAUGUGUCUAGGAGAAUUUGUACAAUGUCAAAAUCUGAGUGAUCAUGCUACAUUCCCAUCUGGAACUGAAACUAUUCUAAUUGAACGAGCCAAUAUAAAGGAAUUACAUGUCAGCCAUUUUGCUGGAUUAGAAUCUCUGAAAGUAAUCGAAUUUCGAGAAAACAGUAAAAUUUCCAUUAUCAAUUCUAAUGUUUUUUCGAAUUUGAAACAUUUAGAUGGAAUUUUCAUCUCUGAUACAAACAUUGGAACCAUUAAGGAGAACGCUUUUUACAAUUUAUCUCACUUGCGAACCCUAGAUAUACACCAUUCAAACAUCUCAAAUAUAGAGACUAAAGCAUUCAACAAAUUAUCUCAAAUUUCCCGAAUCGAGUUGGCUUCAAAUAAUAUAACGUCCAUAUCAUCCUCUGCCUUUCAUGAUAUCACCGAAAUCAAGUCAUUCGUAUUGUAUCUGAAUGAAAUGAAAGAAUUCCAAACCGAUACUUUCCAGAAUAUUCAGUGUAAAAGAGUUGAGUUUUAUCUGAACACAAUUCGAAAUAUACCUUGUAACUCUAUUGAAUCUCUGUUCACCUUUAGUAACGACACAAAAUUUUAUUCUAAUAAUUUCAAAUGUGACUGUGGAAUAAACUGGAUGGCAGGGGUGCCAGAAUUGCAAUCCCAUCUCUCAAACAACGUAUGCUUAAAUGGAACUAGCUUGGAUGAGUUUUAUACAUCAGAAGCAGUUGCUGCUUGUGGACCAUCGAUUGGCUGUGGCCAAAGUUCUGCUGCGUCCACUGGUGUACCACAUAGCUCUACAAAGAAAAUAACACCAAAAUAUACAACGAAAAUGUCCACGUUCUCAUCAGUAACCACGUCAGUUGAUGAUACAAGAAAAACCCAAGAGACAGCCAAGUCCUCAGGACGCAGUUCUAGCACAGCUUCCCUGACAAAUGACAAAGGAACGUCAAAGGCAACAGACAGCUAUUUACACGUCACAAUACCUACACAACAAAUUCUACAGAAAACAGCAAAAAAAUCAACACGAAUGCCAAAGGUUUCAAGAAAAUUUUUGCCGAAAGUACAAGCCGAUGGAUCUUCAAAUUCAAGCCAAAGUCUCGAAAUAGUUUGUGUGUACUUAUUACUCUUAACUUUUGGAAUAUUGUGA
Molecule: messenger RNA, 1233 nt
Organism: Lottia gigantea (owl limpet)
Lineage: Eukaryota; Metazoa; Mollusca; Gastropoda; Lottiidae
Exons: 2
Coding region: 1-1233 (410 amino acids)
Cellular component (GO): plasma membrane
Molecular function (GO): protein binding
Source: RefSeq, a predicted model, not a curated record